Molecule: messenger RNA, 1177 nt
Organism: Cyprinodon variegatus (sheepshead minnow)
Lineage: Eukaryota; Metazoa; Chordata; Actinopteri; Cyprinodontiformes; Cyprinodontidae
Gene: cisd2
Product: CDGSH iron sulfur domain 2
Exons: 3
Coding region: 73-480 (135 amino acids)
Biological process (GO): regulation of autophagy; autophagy of mitochondrion
Cellular component (GO): mitochondrial outer membrane; intracellular membrane-bounded organelle
Molecular function (GO): 2 iron, 2 sulfur cluster binding
Source: RefSeq, a predicted model, not a curated record
CGCAGUGGCUCAAACCAACCCCAGGAACUACCCAAGUCAAACACAUAACCUGGCCCAGCAGAGAAAGUCAAGAUGGUUUUAGAAACGAUUGCAAAAAUAAUAAAAGUGCAGCUUCCGGCCUAUCUUAAGAAGUUGCCGCUGCCAGAGACAAUCGGAGGAUUUGCGCGAUUAACAGUGUCUGAGUGGCUCCGGUUGCUUCCUCUCCUUGGCAUUCUGGCUCUGCUGGGCUACCUGACCAUCCGUCCAUUCCUGCCUAAGAAAAAGAAGCAGAGAGACAGCCUGAUCAACUUGAAGAUCCAGAAAGAGAACCCUAAAGUGGUCAACGAGAUAGACAUCGAGGACCUGAACAGUGCAAAUGUGUGUUACUGUCGAUGCUGGCGCUCCAAAACUUUUCCUGUUUGUGACAAGUCACACUUAAAGCACAAUGAACUAACCGGGGACAACGUGGGACCUCUCAUCCUUAAAAAGAAGAUACUAUAAUUUACAUCUGACUAGCCUGUACUGUUUUUUUUUUUCUUAUAGUUGUGUUUUUCUUGAAUAAAGCAGUCCAUUGUUUAAGUGUGAAUUGGAAACUUGUAGUUUGGGUAGUUCUCUUUUUUUUCUUCUCUCUUUUUGUGUGUUUUUUUUUUUUUGUUAAAGGCUCAGUUCUUCAUGUUAAAUAAUUGUUUCCAUAUUAUUUUCUAAGUGUUUUGUCUGUACGUUGGGUUUAUAUUUCAUUUCACUGGGACCACUGUGAAGCGAAGCACCUGAGAGGUUAUUGCAAUGACUUUAUGAUAACUUUGAAUGAGAAUAGCUGGAGUUCGAGGGCUGGAGUUUCUUCUUUCCAGUUAAAUAGUUAUUUCGAUGAAAUACCCAGUUUCCUUGUCCAACCAGUUUGAACCAUUUUGUCAUGAAUGCCUUAUUUUAUUGUCUCUAGAACAUUUGCCAAUCUGAGUGUCAAAUAUUUUCAACCGCAUCACUUUCGAGAUGCGAGAUAUUUUCAGAUAGAUAAAGAUGUAUGUAAUGAAUGUAUAAGUAUGUGUGGGAUGCUUGGUAAUCUGUUCUUCUCAUGGACAUGAUUUAUUUUUUUUUAGUUCUGUUGUGUUGAAACAUUUCAAACCACUGCAACCUUAUCUUUUAAAGGGGUCAUAGAAUGAUUCUAUAGGGUAUUUGGUGCUGGUCCUUAAUGUCUCUGAAU